AGAGAACAUUGUACGGAUCCGCGUCCGGAACGAGUGCAACAAUAUGGAAUAAUUGGCUUCCUAUGUAUUUGGCGCAACCAUUAAUAUUUUUCUAUACUUUCUUUUUUCCGUUCUUUAGAUAUAGCUGCCACGCUUUCAAUGGAAUAAUACUACAUAACAUCGUUGUGGUGAUAGACAAUUAAAUCGAGAAGAGAUGUCGCGGAGACCGGUGAAUACGUCUCGGCGAUUCGGAGACAACGGAGGUGGAUUGUUUUCAUCUUCGAAAUCGAGGUCGUCACCAGUUUUGUCGGUUGGGCUCAUAAUCGUGGGUGGCCUGUUUCUCAUUGCCUAUAUGUACAAGGGCUCAGGCGGAUUUGGCAGCCAUUUAGAGUCUGUGAGCAGGGUUGAAGGUGAUUAUUUGUGUACUGGAGAGGUCCAACGUGCAAUUCCCAUUUUGCAGAAAGCAUAUGGUGAUAGCUUACAUAAAGUUUUGCAUGUUGGUCCCGAUAGUUGCUAUGUGGUCUCUAAAUUGCUGAAGGAGGAGGAAACAGAAGCCUGGGGUGUAGAACCAUAUGAUAUAGAGGAUGUUGAUGGUAAUUGCAAAGCACUUAUCCGCAAAGGCAUUGUGCGUAUGGCUGAUAUCAAGUUUCCUCUUCCAUACAGGCCAAAAUCAUUCUCACUUGUAAUUGUGUCGGAUGCGCUUGAUUACUUAUCUCCCAGAUACCUUAACAAAACUCUUCCAGAUUUGGCAAGGGUAUCAUCUGAUGGAAUAGUGAUAUUUACUGGUUUUCCAGAUAAUCAGAAGGUUAAGGUUGCUGAUGUUUCUAAAUUUGGAAGAGCGGCUAAGAUGAGGAGCUCAUCCUGGUGGCUUCGGUAUUUCCUUCAGAUUAACUUAGAGGAGAACGAAGCUGCUUCCAAGAAGUUUGCACAGGCUUCGACUAAGAGUUCAUACACUCCAAGAUGCCAGGUAUUCCACUUGAAGUCUCUCAAUUGACUUCUCAAAUGAUUCUCAAAUGAUUGCAUUUGUAGCAUUGAAGCUCCCAAGGAUUGCUUUACGUUUUCAUCUAAAACAGUUUCUUUUAUAAAAGGUAAUUUAAUUCAUCAAAGUUUAUUCUCAAUAGAUGGUGUAUCUGUAAUAGAUUUAUAUUCUUUGAAAUACUAGCCUCUGGCGAUAAAGGAUAAAUGAGUUUAGUUAAAUUAAUUUAUUAGUUGAAUAUGUGAUCUUAAGUGCAGUGGCAAUGGUGUACUUAAACUCCUUUUUCCAUGAGAUAUAAAUUGAAUCUUAUUACAUUUGC
Molecule: messenger RNA, 1274 nt
Organism: Abrus precatorius (Indian licorice)
Lineage: Eukaryota; Viridiplantae; Streptophyta; Magnoliopsida; Fabales; Fabaceae
Product: probable pectin methylesterase CGR3
Exons: 7
Coding region: 194-973 (259 amino acids)
Biological process (GO): pectin metabolic process
Molecular function (GO): methyltransferase activity
Source: RefSeq, a predicted model, not a curated record